GCGCUGUCAGAUUUUCUACGCAAAAAGUGAUGUUGUUAUUUUUAAUCCAUUCCUCCUUUUAGUUGUUGUUUCUGUUGUUUUUUGUACCUACUUUAAAACACUCUAAAAGUGGUGUUUAGUGUAAAUGGUUAACUAAUAAGUAAGCAAAACGAAGGGAAACAAACCCCGGUUCUAAACCGAUGUGAUAGUGUGGUGUAGUAUAGAAUACCUCCACACCGUGAUCCCCUCCACCCGAAAAUGCAUCGUCUGAUGGUGCGUGGAGUAGUGCGUGGAGCAGCAGCUUCAAUAGAUAGCUCCAGCCGGUGGGUGCUCCCGGGCCCGAAGUUGCUACACACGGCAAGGCCGUGCUUAUCGGACGCAGGCAGCAGCGGCGAUCGGCGGACACAAUCGCCGGAAACCAGCGCGUCAUCGGCGGCAGCACCAUCGACAGUUGAUAGUGCUGAUAAGAACAAAUCGAAUAGUGAACGCGAACGGUCACAGCCAACUACAGCAGCAGCAACAGCUUCGACGCUCAGCGACAGCUUUGGACGGUUUCACAGCUAUCUGCGAAUAUCGCUUACCGAGCGGUGCAAUCUACGCUGCAAGUACUGCAUGCCGGCGGACGGUGUGCAGCUGACCCAGAAACAGCAACUGCUAACCAGCGCGGAGGUGCUCCAGCUAGCCAGCCUGUUCGUGGCGGAGGGCGUCCGGAAGAUACGGCUAACCGGCGGCGAACCCACCGUACGCAAAGACCUGACCGAGAUCGUUGCCCAGCUGAAGGCCACCAAUCCGCUGCUCGAGAGCGUCGGCAUCACCACGAACGGCCUAAUGUUAACGCGCCAGCUCGUCGGGCUGCAGCGGGCCGGGCUCGAUGCGCUCAACGUCAGCCUGGACACGCUGCGGGCGGCCCGGUACGAGCAGAUAACGCGCCGGAAAGGCUGGGACCGGGUGAUGGCCGGCAUUGACCUGGCUAUUCAGCUCGGCUACCGGCCAAAGGUGAACUGUGUGCUGAUGAAGGGAGCACCAGCACGUUCCACCACCACCACCACCAACACAUCCUACGCACAAACCUCCACCCUCUUCCAGCGCCGUCCAGCGCUGCAACUGCAACAGCCCCACCGGCACUAUGCAUCGCUCAGCCACGUGGACGUACACACGGGCCGCGCCACCAUGGUCGACGUCGACGACAAGCUGUCCUCGAAGCGGAUCGCCAAAGCGCAAGCGACCGUGUACGUUGGGCCUACCAUCGCGGCGCUGAUCGAAAACAACGAGCUGAAGAAAGGCGACGUCCUCUCGAUCUCACAGAUGGCCGCCAUAGUGGCGGCAAAGAAAACGUCCGAUCUGAUCCCACUGUGCCACAACAUCCCGCUGUCCUCGAUCAAGGUGGAAACGAACCUGAACAGCUCCACGCACGAGGUGCACAUACUGGCGAAGGUGAAGUGCGACGGCAAGACGGGUGUGGAGAUGGAGGCCCUGACCGCCGUUUCGAUUGCCGCCCUGACCGUGUACGACAUGUGCAAGGCGGUCUCGCACGAGAUCCUGAUCAAGAACAUUAUGCUGGUGGAGAAGACCGGCGGCAAGAGCGAGUUCUACCGGAAGCAGUUCAGUCACGAUGCGUCCACGCUGGAGUCGCGCACGAUGGAGGAGCGCACGCCGGAACGGAUGCCGCCGGUACCGCCGACGCGCCCCUACCGGACGGAUCCGAUCGUCACGAACGAACAGUUUGUGCCGAUGUACAUCUGAAGGCCAAAAGUCAACCCCCGUCGUGUCGUCCCCC
This is a messenger RNA of Anopheles coluzzii, 1756 nucleotides long. RefSeq names its product molybdenum cofactor biosynthesis protein 1 (gene Mocs1). The coding region runs from base 238 to 1722 and encodes 494 amino acids. Gene Ontology annotation, biological process: Mo-molybdopterin cofactor biosynthetic process. Gene Ontology annotation, molecular function: metal ion binding; 4 iron, 4 sulfur cluster binding; cyclic pyranopterin monophosphate synthase activity. Lineage: Eukaryota; Metazoa; Arthropoda; Insecta; Diptera; Culicidae. The transcript has 3 exons. The record is from RefSeq and is a predicted model, not a curated record.